Molecule: messenger RNA, 3329 nt
Organism: Calliphora vicina (urban bluebottle blowfly)
Lineage: Eukaryota; Metazoa; Arthropoda; Insecta; Diptera; Calliphoridae
Gene: melt
Product: melted
Exons: 10
Coding region: 98-3298 (1066 amino acids)
Biological process (GO): regulation of signal transduction
Cellular component (GO): plasma membrane
Molecular function (GO): phosphatidylinositol-5-phosphate binding
Source: RefSeq, a predicted model, not a curated record
AAUAAGAGUAAAUUAAAAUCUCUUAACUUCUACAUAAACGCCUGCUAAGAGCACUUGUUUUGUAUGAAACUGAGUGUAAAGAGAGUGUUUGAUAAAAAUGCAUGAACUGUUUACAAAAGUACUCUCGAAACGUGAUCUAUCCAGAGCUGGUGAUUUAUUUUCAGUGCCAGACAAUGAUAUUGUCAAUGAUAUCACAGAUGUGCUCUCCGACAUAAAUGCCAUUAUUUCCUUGGCAGACUACUUGAAAAAUAAUAAUGAUCAGUCGGUGGUGGAGAUUUGUGUUACACGAGUUUUAUCCUGCAUACGUGAAACGAAAACAGCGGAACGUUAUUGCAGCGCCCUGAUCGAUUUACUUAAGACCUGUUUAUUAUGGAAUCUCCAGCCGUGCGGUAGUAGCAAAGAUGAUCCUCCACAUGCUAAAAUUGCAGCCGAUAUUAUAUCGAGCAUAUUUUUGAAUUACGACAAAAAGGAUGUCAUGAAAUUGGCCCUACCCGUGGCCGUACAAUUUCUGCCCAAGGGAAAUCGUGAACAAUCACGUAAUUUAGCAAGCUAUCUCUCGUUGGCCGCCAUUGACUAUGCCUACCUGCUGAGUCCACACAUCGAUUCCAUUAUCAAUUCCAUAUUGGCUGGUAAUUAUGGUCUGCUGCGUGUACUCUCGCAAAUCUAUGAAGUGUCACCCGAUACGGUGUCACCGCAUGCACCCCAGUUAGUAGCUCUGCUGCCAGAAUGUGAUUCUCAAGAAAGACUAGCCGUCUUUCAACUGUAUCUAUUAAUAGCACAACGUACACCCUUAGUUUUAGAAUCGUGCAUUUCGCCGUUGUGUGAGUUUCUCUAUGACAGCGAGACAGCGAGUACGACCAUGCAAAUUUUAUUGAAAUUGGCUGAGCAGCGGCCAUUAUUGGUGGCAGAGCAUUUUGAUAAAAUACGUUUGGCCACCAAAACCAAUCCAAAUACAGUGACAUUGGGCGCACAAGUUUUGGCAACGGCGGGACGUACGAAUAAGGAAAAUGCUCAAUAUGCAUUGGAUUUUGUUUUAGAACAAUUGCCGCAUGCCGAUAGAACGUCGCAGGCUGUGCUGUUGCAAGAGGCUACAAAAUUGUGUUCAUCGUUUCCCAUACUGUUUACGGACAAAGUGUUGGCUUGUGUUAGACAAAAGAAUGCUUUAAGCCAGCAGAAAUUAUCUUCUUCAGAGACUAGCGUAGAUGUUGGACCCAAAACGUGUGGUGGUGUGACCAUAGUCAAUCUGAAUAGUUCCAACGAUCCGACUGCUGUCAACCAACCCAUAGCCGCCAAAGCCUCGGGUGUAGUGGUCAAUACUUUGGCCGCCAAUUCAACAGCUCCACUCUCUACAAUUAUCAGUGCUGAUCCGGCUACUAGUACCACUACAGUUUCGGUGGCUGCUUCAAAUGCGCACACUACCACACGUAGCCAUAAAAGCAAACAGAGUCGUAGUAGUCCUAGCAGUCCCAAGGAUCCCUAUAGGAGAACUAUAACCACGGGAAAUAUUAAAAUACCAUCAGCAUCCGUUAACGCUACUACCACCCAUCCGCAUAGUACUCAGCCUCCCGCCAACACAACAAUUGUACCACCAACACCACCCCAUACCGGAUACACAAGACGUGUUAAAUUGGGAGACUCCCGAAGUACUGGUCGCCUGCAUCCAUCUGGCAAUACACAUCGUAGCAUGACACGCCUAAAUGUAGCUGGAGGUUCUGUAGGAGGUUUACACAAAAGUAUGACACGUCUUAGUUCUUCACAACAUAUCAAUCAAAAUGGUUCUGCUUCAGGUUCAGGUUCCAACACAGCUAACAACUCAACAUCCAGCAGUAAUGUGGUGGUGCAAACCGGUGCCAUGCUAAAAACUCCAACCACACCCAAUAGUCCUGGUUAUGUGACGCCGGUACCGCCGCUCAGUAACAAUGUCAUCAUAACGGGCCACAACAAAUGGGGUAUACCAUCGACACAGGUGACGUCGGGAGGAGUGACGGUGACCACAUCGCCCACCAAAUUGAGACCCCAAUCGCAAGGACCCACAACAUUGUUGAACAGCAGUACGGCAUUAUUGAAAUAUAGUACCGAUGCUUUGAAUCAAUCGAUAGGUUCGAUAACAUCACCUUCCAAUCCGGUUUCAGUGCAUCACGCCUCUCCAGCAUUGCCGCAACAGAAUAAUGGCAAUCAAAAAUCUGUGAUGAAGUUACCAGUCAAUGGAAGUAGUGAUCAUGAAGUUAUAGUUUCCGGACCCACCACCAAUGUUACCCCGCGCCGCAAUGACAACACCAGUCGUACAUUAUUGAAUGCCAACAACAGCAUAAUGGAUCAACGCAUGAGCACAUUUGAGCCCUAUCAGAUAAUGCGUGAUCCGGUGCAACAAUUCUGUGAAAAACAUUUCACUUCCAUAAGCAGUUAUAUGGAUGAGGUUUCUCAAAUGCUACCGCCUCCCACACGUUGCAGUAUAGAAGUUUCCAAUGAAUUUGCAGAAAGGCGUUCCAAGAAAGUAGCAAAGCUACAUUUUGCUUGUCAAAUCAGAGGACCCCAUUGCCUGUACUCGAAAACCUGUUUUACCAUGAGAACUCGUAAUCCUAAAACAUGGAUCCAUUUAAUGUUUUUGGAUUUCCAAGUGCGACAUUAUGUUAAGGAAAAGAGUGUUCUUAGCACUCGAGAACCUGGCAUCAGUAAUCUGAAAAAUAUUUGGCAAAUACUCAAGUGUGAAAAUCGCAGUUUUACUGAAUUAGUCACCAGUCAAUUUCCUAGUAUAAAGGAUCGUGAAAUUCUCGUCAAUGAAUUAAGACAUUCGGGCUUCCUAGACGUGUUUGAAGUCUCCAAGACUGAUAAAUCUAAUCCAAAUUGUAAUGAAUUAGAAUACCAAUGGGGUUGUUUCCUAUGCAAUCAUCCCGAUAAGGCUGUAGGUUUUCUCAAUGGAAGUAAUCAGCCCAUGAUCGAGGGACAACUCAAGGAGAAAAAGGGCAAGUGGCGUUUGUUUCGGAGAUGGCGUACGCGUUAUUUUACUUUAUCGGGAGCACAUUUGUCAUGUAAAGGAUCGAGCGGUGGUGAAAGCAUCGAUGUCAAUCAAAUACGUUCCGUUAAGGUGUCGCGUGGUGCCCGCAAUAUACCCAAAGCUUUUGAAAUUUUUACUGCCGAUCAGACUUUAAUACUCAAACCAAAAGAUGGUAAAAAUGCCGAAGAAUGGGUACAAUGUCUGAGCAUAGUGGUGGCUCACUCACAGGCUCGCGAUAAUCCACAAACAAAAACCAAUAGUUUACCAGCUCGUGGCAUGAGCAGCAGUAAACCUUCAUUUUGAGAUUUUAGACAUUUAGAGAAAUUAAAAUUUU